UACUGUGUAACAUUGGAUGUGUAGCAGGAAAAAGGACAUUCCUGAAUGUGUCAUGUGCCGUUGUCUGUCUGUCAGAGCAAGAGGUGGGGGGCAGGACAGAUGGAGGGAUUCCGUAGCCAAGGAGUAUUUAUAAACAAGACUGAGAGAGAUGGGGAGAGAGGGAGGGGGGUCUGUCAGCUGGAAAAGGAAAAACAGACCAAGAAAAACACUAGGAGGAGAGAAAGAAAGAGAGAGAGAGAGAAAGACCUCAGGUCGGAGAUAAACAAUGUCAGAGAGACGUGGGGCGGGUGGCGAGGCUGUAACGGGCCGUGAGGGACGAGGAGGCACUGGGAGAUUUACAGGGCAGGGAGGAGGAAUGGUGCCAUGACAACGGACAGGGUUUAAGGGCACAUGGAGGAGGCGUGAGACAGGGUCACCUGGGCGAGAAGCAGAGAGCAAGGAGCCGGGCCGGAUGGCACUGGGGUGGAGACGCUGACCUCAGAGAGCCUCAGCCGUAAGAAGGAAAAAAGAGUGAAAGAGACGAGUCGGAGAAAGAAAGGGGGUGGGAGGUGCAGGGAGGGAGACUCACCAAAAAAGGGCUCAAGCUUGAGCUGGGGACGCCGCGAGUCAGGCAGAGACAGCAGUGAAGCGAGGGAGUGAAGAAGGGAGAGAGAGAGAGAGAGAGACAGCAGAGGGCUGAGGUCAAAACCUGUAGCCAGGGCAGGCCACCAGCGGCCAAUCAGAGUGGAGGUAAGGGGGCAGGCGGGAACAGCUCCUCCGACGGGACCAUGGGCCGCUGAGGCGGGAACCGGCACUAUGUCCACAGGCUCCGGGCCACAGGAGACGGGUGGGGAGGGCGGGGCGAGCGGGUCCGGCCCGGUGGGCCUGCAGACGCUGCUGGACCUGCUGGUGGGCGUGUACCAGGAGUUCCGCGCCUCGCCGUUCGCACAGGAGAGAUACGUGCGCGGCUUUCUGAACUGGGCUGAGCCACUGGUGAGGCAGGUGAAGAAGACUCGUAUCCAGCGCGACGACUUUGACAUCCUCAAAGUGAUUGGCCGAGGAACUUUCAGUGAGGUGGCGCUGGCACGCAUGCGUGAGACACAGCAGAUUUACGCCCUAAAGAUCAUGAACAAGUGGGACAUGCUGAAGCGAGGAGAUACAGGGUGUUACCAGGAGGAACGGGAGGUGCUGGUGAAAGGCGAUCGCCGCUGGAUCACCGAGCUGCACUACGCCUUCCAGGACGACAACUACCUGUACCUGGUGAUGGAUUACUACGUUGGUGGUGACCUGCUGACCCUGCUCAGUAAAUUCGGGGACCGGAUCCCAGAGGAUAUGGCCCAGUUCUACCUGGCAGAGUUGGUGACGGCCGUGGAUUCCAUCCAUAGGCUGGGAUAUGUACACAGGGACAUCAAACCAGACAACGUCCUACUUACCGCUGAUGGCCACAUUCGCCUGGGCGACUUCGGCUCGUGCCUGAGGCUUCAGGAAGAUGGCAUGGUUUUCUCAUCCCUGGCGGUCGGCACGCCGGAUUACCUGUCCCCCGAGAUCCUGCGAGCCGUGGAGGGGGGCGGCGGCUACGGACCGGAGUGCGACUGGUGGGCGGUGGGCAUCUGCGCGUACGAGAUGCUCUUCGGAACCACGCCCUUCUAUGCAGAGAGCAUCUCAGAGACGUACGCCAAGAUCAUCCACUUCAAGGAGUACUUUGAGUUCCCGCUGUCGGGCCCCGAGGUCUCCGCUGAGGCACGCUCACUCAUCGAGGGUCUGAUCUGCGAACGGGAGAAGCGAUUGGGUGCCGGCGGCUGUGGGGACUUUCGGAAGCACCCCUUCCUCUCCGGCCUGGACUGGAGCUCUUUGCACCGCCAGCCAGCGCCGUUCCUGCCAGAGGUGUCCAACCCCACGGACACCUCCAACUUCGACGUCCUCGAUGACUGCCUCAGUGAGAUGGAGACGCUGUGUGACGUCAUGGACCGGGCGCCUGUGGGGGUUCACCUGGCCUUUGUGGGCUACUCCUACACAGCCACGAGAGAGACAGGGGCAAUGGAUCGGAGUCAUGACAUCAUGAUGGAGAUUGACAGGCAGGCAGUCAAAGACCGCAACACUCUGAGGUUCCAGGAGAAACUGAGUCCAGUAUGGCAGCUUAGGGAUAGUCCCAGCGCUGAGCUGCCAGUGCUGCAGGUGCUCCCCCUGCUGGCCGUGCCAGGAACAGCAGAUGCUGUGUGUGGCAGCGACAAGGCACAGCUAAACACGGCGUGGAGCGAUGACCUGCACAGGAGGCUUCGGGAGGCAGAGAAGAGGAACGGGGAGCUGGAGCGGGAGAUGGCGACGCUCCGGGAGGAGAUCGAGAGCAUAUGCAUCAAGGACGACUCAGAGCUGAAUGUCUGCCCCCCCCACCCAGGUCUGAGGGCUACGGUUGACCCUAGCCCCCCGCCCCCCCCAUCUCCAGGCAUCAGAGCCCAGCAGCUGAGCUCCUCCUCGCCCAGUACGCGCACCCCGGCAGAUCCCUUGUGGGGUAGAUUCAAGGACAACGGCGCCUCCUGUCUGCCAUCAUCCGCUAGUGAUCCCUCUACACUGAUACCUGCUGCUCUUCCACAGGGUGAAGUGGCCUCAGGUGACCUGUGAGGGCUACCUGUUGGUGUGCAGAGGUGGGGAGGGGGCACUCUGUGCCUGGAGGAGGCUGUGCAGUUGAGACAUCUCUUGACCCCUCUCCUCACACUGGGGGCACUUGUCGAUCCCUCCAUCUCACCUAGCAUCUUGGAGUUGCCUUUCUCCAACACCAAAGUGUCAACAAGAUCACAGCAGUGGAGGUCCAUGACAAAGCCGGCCACACAGUAUGGACCAGGUGACUUUGCAAUGUCCAAUCAGGGCAACCCAUCUAGCUGGCACUGGUACACAGGGUUCCAGGCAGAACAGCAGAGAGAAUGAUGGACUUCUUGAAAUUGGAGCCUCUCUGCUUUCUUUACCUUCCUACUGUUCUUCAGUUGAAGCAAGGGAGAGAUCAGUCACCCUCCCCAAAUCUGAUACACCAAUACUGUGGACUAUUCAAUGUGCCUUACCAGUGCUUUACUGAAUCAGGGAUGGACUGAGUCCAGGAGAUGUGGAGAGCAAGCAGCAGAGAGAGACGAGUGGAGGUCGCUGAGGUUACACGGCAUGCAGGAGGUCAGGCAAUGGACCAGCAUGGUUGUACGUUCUGAGACGGCAACCUUCCAGAACUUCCAGGACUCAUCCCUGCAGCGGAAAUGUGUUUUUUGCUGAAAUUAACCAAGGGAACCUCUAUGCAAAGAUUUCUGAUGUGUCUGCAGUGCCACACAGAAAUGCGUAAAUCCAACAAGAUGGACAGCCAGAAGCAGAAAUGGGCAGCCAGAUGUUUGUAAACAGAUUCAGGAGGACUAGCUGACGAGGCCUGCUGAUGAGGCCUGCUGACAAGGGUUGAGUGUAGGCAUGUGAAGCAUUCGUCAGGACUUCACAGAACAUUUCUGCCACUUAGGAUAGGAAGAUGCAACACUUUCUUGGGGAUUUGAUGAAGAUGAUGGUGACUUGCGUGCAAAGGACACACAGACAUGUCAGGGGGGAGGGUUGUCGCAGAAUAUUGAUGGCGUUUGACGUGCGCAACUGUGAUGUUAAAUGACUCUUAGUCUUAACUAGUCUUAACAGGACCAAUUCUGUGGUUCUUAAAGGGCACUGUACUGUACACCAGUGUGAAAAGGAGGAGAGGGCAAGCAGCCAAUCAGGUGCGAGGGGUGGGCCUGACAGGCCUUCAAGUCGAAAGGCUGGAUAUGUCCUGCCCUGUUCUUUUGUAUAACACAGCACUAAUGUUUACACUUGUUUGAAUUUUCCAACUAGUCAUUGGUCUACAUGUGCAACUUGUGCAGAUGCAUUUCGGCAUGUAUUGCAUUUUACCUUUAAUACAUAUUGCACUAUAUGAUGCUUAAUAAUAAUGUGGGGUGGGGUCAGUCUGGGUGGACGGGGCCGUGAUAGUCGGUAACCAAGGACACGAAGGGUUCGUGUGCCCUCCAUCGAGGUCGGGGUUGGGGGCUUUAAGUGGGACGUUCUCGUAAUUUUCGUCACGUUCACGGAUGCAUGAUGUUUACUAAUAAGACACGGAAUGUAGCAGCCGGGAAGAGGAUGACGGAGGGUCGCGGUGGGUGUUGCUGAGUUCAGUGCUGCAUGUAAACGGGAGUUGUAUGCAAUGGUUGUGAUUUUAACAAAAGUGUGCAAUAUUUCAGUUACUGCAUGACGGACGCACAUAACCUUCACGUACUAGGUAACAUAAUGAGAACGUAAUAUAUUGUCGUUUUUAAAAGAUUUUGCAGGCGUUUAUUUUAUUACGAGGAAAAUAUUUAAGAGUUUAUUCUUGCUCACGUGUAAUCACCGAAGUUGUUCUUGUAACACCAAUAAAGAGAUGCAUUAUUAA
This is a messenger RNA of Brienomyrus brachyistius, 4390 nucleotides long. RefSeq names its product myotonin-protein kinase. NCBI's taxonomy places the organism in Eukaryota, Metazoa, Chordata, Actinopteri, Osteoglossiformes, Mormyridae. The transcript is spliced from 15 exons. Bases 796 to 2598 code for a protein of 600 amino acids. The record is from RefSeq and is a predicted model, not a curated record. Gene Ontology annotation, cellular component: cytoplasm; cytoskeleton. Gene Ontology annotation, molecular function: ATP binding; protein serine/threonine kinase activity. Gene Ontology annotation, biological process: peptidyl-threonine phosphorylation; actomyosin structure organization.